Molecule: messenger RNA, 4934 nt
Organism: Rhopilema esculentum
Lineage: Eukaryota; Metazoa; Cnidaria; Scyphozoa; Rhizostomeae; Rhizostomatidae
Source: RefSeq, a predicted model, not a curated record
UCUGACUUCAAAAUUCUGGCAACCAUAAUCGAGUAAUGGAAGGUACUACUUAAUCGCCAGCAAUUUUAGAAGCCUUUCUGUCCUUUAUCUGCAAUGUGGUAGACAGAUAUCACUUUUAGAUGGUGCUGAUUUUUAUCAUCUGUUAAAAGUCAGAGACUUUAUCUUAAGUAAAGGCCUAGACUUCCUGAACUACGAUACCAGCGCAGCCAAAGCAUGCCAAUUUCAAGAUCAUUUGAACCUCACCAAUCAAUUAUUGCUACUGUAAAACCUUUUAAUGACUGUUAGCGAUCUACUGUUCAUUUAAACUGUCUAGUAAAGGGGGGGGGACGAAGAGCCAAAAAAUUUACAUACCUUGGCGAUAUUGGUUAAAAUAUGGUUGUAUGUGGAUGGUUAAUCACAGUGGUGUCGUUGCGAUGAUAUGUAAACGGAGAGGAGGCAAAGCAUCCAGAAAAAUUGUUUUAUAGAUCUUAAAAUUUCAGGCCUUCCCUUUUUUCGUUUAAUUUAAAUCAGAUUGUUCUUGUUUAUGCUCAUACUUCACACGAACCUGUAAUUCCAUAGCUGCCAUAGCUGUAGGUGGAUAUACAAUGAGAUUUAGAUCUAUAGGUAUGGCAUGGGGUGGCGGAAUAACGGCAAUUCUUUGCUUAUGGAAAUGCUUCUUUUAUUCAACCAUGUAUGACAAAACGUGAAAUGGUCAUAUGGUCAAAUGAUCCCAUCACUGUCCAUUUUGCAGUUGAUAUCUUGUAGUGAUUUUAGAAAUUGGUAUGAUAAAGAUUAAUUAGUGUAGAUUUCGACGUCUAGUGGUGUAAAUUAAUGUCAGAGCUGCAUUUAUACAUAGAAGUUUUAUUGUUCGUCUCAGAAAUAAGGAAAGUAUGUUUGACCUUACUUGCUAUGCUUUUCGCUAUCUUUUGGUUUUAGAGGUUUGUUAAAGGCAAUGAUUGUUUAUUUCAUCCUGAAACUGAAUCAGAAUGGAUUACAAACAAAUAUAUUUAGAAAUAGUACGAAUUUUUCUACUUUUCCUUCGGCGCUAUGUUUUCUUGAAGCUUUUAAGCGAAAGCUCCUUCACUGAGUAAGAUUCAUUGAGCCUGCGGACAAGUUUAUUGCGAGGAAGUUUAUUCGUCUGCACUGAUUGAUAACCAAACUUCAGCCAAGCAACUAAGACUCAACGGAAAUCGAACCUAAAGUGUUGAAUUUGUUAAAAACGUAAUUGGUUGUGAACAAGUUAAGUAGAGCACUUUAGGCCAUUGUUUCUUGCUAGUGUAUAUAACAGCUUUUCUUUGGAAACCUUUUUUUAGUGCGGGAAAUAUGUCGCCAUGGUUUUCUUUCUACAUUUCUUCACAAUCUUUUUUCACCUUUCCUCUACUUUUUCUGACUGUUUUUUCUGACUUCUUUCCUUGUUAGUUUUUUUUACCCUACGUAACUUGAUUGACAAACUGAUUCAAAGCUGCCUUCUCAGUGACAAGAGCACAGCACAUCGAGUAACAUAGUAUUCUCAAUUAGGCCAACUAAGACGCGACCACUUUGAAGACCAACCGCGACCUAGCUUUUAAUAUUUUAUAUUUUAUUUAUAAGCUGAAUGUAAACUGUCAAUAAAUAGAACUUGUAUCCUAAUUGUUAACAGUUAAUUUAUUGUAUUAUUAGAACUAGCUGAAGGGGUACCCCUGUAGAAAUAAUUUAAAAUUAAAAUGAAAAUGAUCAGUGUUAGUUUUAUGUUAUAUUUGAUUAUAUUAACAUCCGACCAAGCAAAAGGUAUCUAUUCAUGGCACAGUUAUUGAAAACCCGUGAAAUCAUUCAACAAUCGUCAAAGGUGGCCUGAUUAAAACAGCUUAGCGAAUGAACAAUUACCACCACCUCCCAUUAAUUCAGAAUAUUUGCCUCAAAAAUACCCGUGUCAGAUUCCUGGCAUUUGGAAUUGAAGGAUAAAAGCUGCUCAAGCAAGAUACGUUUCAGAAAAAUAUCUGUGCAUGCCAGCUUGGUCCCCACACUGAAAAGCUUACUUCGCAUCUCUAGGAAGAACUUGAUUGGCCGAAUUUUUGUUGAGCCUUGGCCUAGCGUAUCAUUGCUCAUGGGCGCUGGCUGUUUUCGAAAAAAUUUUCAAUUACGGACAAAACCACAGUUAUUAUCAAUGCAAUACAAAGAAACCAACUGUUGAAGUCUUGGAAACGUAGAAACAUGGCAUUCUAUUGAAUUUGUUUAGUGUAUAGUAAUAAAGAAUUGUAAACGCACCACAUGAAGUCAUAAUAUGAAGAGAUUUUUGCAUGCUGAAACCAGACAGAUUUGAAAGAAGCGUUGUAUUCACCAGCACUAGGCAUGGGAAAAGCAAAAGGCUACUUAGUGGAAAAGAUACACUGCACAAGACAUUCUGUCAACUUUUAAUGGAAGUAAUCUGUGCGUUCGACUCUUAAAGAAUUUGGAAGACAGUUGGGUCCACUGAGGGAAAAAGAACGCGAUGUAUUGAAGUUGGUAAUGCGCCAUCUUUUCUCCGCCUCGUAUUGCCUGCAGCCGCAAAGAUCAAAGAUCAGAUUUACAAAACAAAGAUCAAAGUCACUGAAUUCGGAGGAGCUUUAAAGUGUUUAUUUGAAAGGUGACCAACCAACACCAAGUUUAUUAGCCGUUGUAAAGUGCCAGUUUAAAAGCAAACGUGCCAAAAAGACGUUAACCCGCUAUCGGCUUGAAUAUUAAAUCAUCUACUAUUGAUUAAUUAAUUUCAAACACCUUGUCGCCUUUGUUAGGAGUCCAGAACGGUUUCUUCAGUCUAUUCCUCUUUUGUGACUUGGGGUGUGAAUGGAAUGCGUACUUUGAGACUAUCAAACUCGUCUUUAUGGUUAUCAAUAUCUCUUUAAACAUAUUUUUGUAUGUCAAGCUGACGUUGUGACACAAAUAAAGAUGGUUCUUCAGUCGUAAGGUGUUGGCGAAUCUAGAUGCUACUGGAACCUUGAUCUUUCCGAUUUGUAUAUUCAGAUUCAUUGGGUUGAUAUUAAAAGACAUGUUGAUGUGAGGAGUGUUGAACACAUGACCAUAAUAGUUGUAAUCGGAGCACGCUGAAUAGUUGAUAUUUUUGUAAAACACUACUUUUGCCUGUGAAUUUCGCAUUUUUGUUUUGGAGGGGUUUCGAGUUGCUUAGGAAAAAUGGCGUAUAUAGUGGCAAGCUCGUUUAUGACGUCUCCUUCAGAAGUUCGUGCACUAGCCCGAAAUGUAAGGGUGGAUUCUGAACUGAAACAGUAUAGUGCUUGCUUGGAUAAACAGAAGGAAUACCAACGGCGGAUUCUAGAUUUGAAUAUCAGAGUGAUGAGGAACAACUUCAGCCGAUCCAAAACUGCAUUGCGGCGUUGCAAGACAGCUGUUGGUGUUUGUGAUUCCAGGUGUCUGGAAAAAGAGAGAAAAUCCAUCCUCCCUUUUUCACCAUUACCAAAUGCCACAAAUUCUGCCCGUGUCAAGAAGGAUCCCCUCGGGCGUAUCGGCGUAAGUGCUCCUUUUAGAUGUAGGUCUCAUACAUACAGUCCGAAUAGCAGCAGGUAUACCAUUAAUAAGCGAGAAACCGACUGUGACGGCCAAAUGAGCGCUAUUUCAACAACGGUCUCGCGGUUUGAGAAUCAAAAGCAUCGUAAGAAUAGCACUGGCUUAAAACUUGCUGAAGUCGAGAGGAAAGUUAGUUCCGGGAGCAUUGGUCUACCAAACUUAUCCAUGAUAAGCGAAAAUUCUCGCGCGGAGAGUACGACAGUUAACAGGAAUGAAUCUCGCACAAGUUUGGUCAGUAAAUUUUCUAGUGCCAAACUUGCAAGUAAGGCGACUGCAAAGGAAGAAGACGAAAAAUGUAAUAGGCAAAAGGAUGUUUCUUCUUAUAGGCAAAAGUUGAAAUUGACCAAGAGCGCCCCUACUCAUACGCAAUCUUCUACUGCGAAACCUGCAGAAACAGAUUCGCUCGCAAGUCCUAACGAACAGCCGAAAGGAAACUCAAUGGAAAAUUCCGAAAUUGACCGUCCUGACAGUAUUAUGUCUUGCUCUAAACGCUCGAAAUCCCCACUUACGACGGCUGUGAGAUUUGAAGAAGAAAUAGCAACCAAUCAACAGCCAAAUGAGAGAGCACGUGAACGGCAAAGGUCAAAAUCUUUGCCAGCCACCGAGAUGUUGCAUGAUUUUCAAUUCCAAAGGGCUUUUGUGAACGAUUCAGAUACGAUUGCCAAGUACAUUGCAAAGCAGGAUCCAAUUUUCAAUGGAAACAGAGAUACUUUAGAGGAAAAAGGCGUGGAUGCGUUGGAAACAGAUUCUAAUGUUGAUGUCUCUGACGAGAAUCUUGAAGAUUGCAAACCAGACUGUGAAGAUCCAGAGGAUGCGAAUGAAGAUCUGGACGAGGGUGCAAAUACAACUAACGAAAAUGGUGAGAUUGAAAGUAACGAUAACAUUUUGUGUACCCUUGAGGUCAAAGAUGAUAACAUUUCUGCUGUCAAAAAUGAGACUAAUGACAGUUGUCACGAGUCUACUGAAAGAAAAUUGGGAGCCCUGCCGUUUUUGCCAAGAAGAAGUAGUAGUUUGACCAGACAGCGCGCUAAAUCAGCUUUUUGCACGACUGAAACAAUUUGGGAAACCAUUGAAUUGUGUCGUUUGAUUGAAAAACACGGGGGAAACCCUGACUGGCAAGAGCUACCUGUUUAUGGGCCAGAAGUGAAGCCGAUUGAAUUUGAAAUGGAGGAAAUAAAACGCUGCAGAUACAUCAGGUUGCCCAAGUAUAUUGAGAUGGAGAACGAGUUUAGAGAGAUUAGCUGUGUCUUUUCGUAAAAAAGAUUUUUUGAUAUCAGAAUUAUCUUUAUUUAAGAGUGUUAAUUGUUUUAUCACGGCAGGUUUUACUGCUUGUAGAGCGUAGCAUGGUAGCAUCUUUAGUAGAAGAAUGUAAAUCACAAGCAAAAACUGAGAUACAACUUUUUGUUGGGAAGGGGGGG